GGCUGAUUGAUCGAUGACGUCACCAGGCUGGCGCUGCACGUGCACGCGCACGCAGGUGGACAGCGCAUCUCUCAUCAGUGACUGGAGGUUUUCCAGUGGAAAACAGAGAAAUGUUGGAAAUACAGAUAAUCAAGAUUGAAGAUCCUGGAAAUCUUUGGGGUCGGGUUCUGAAAGGGCCUGGCAUCCAUCCGGACAGGCCAGAGGAAUACGACAACCUGAGAGUUAAAAUGAACCUCUUCUACCAUGAGUUUGACCUGGAUGUACAGAAAUUAAAGCCUGCUGAACUCAAGGAGGGACUGGUGUGUGUGGUGUUCAGCACGGUUCUGAAGAGUUGGUGUCGGGCCGUGGUGGAGUCGCUCUUUCAGGGAACAGCGGGAAGCCAGGCCAUGUGCUUCUUGGUAGACUAUGGAGAUCACAUCAACAUCCAAACAGACGAUGUGAGAUCUCCUCUUGAGAAGUUCCUGCAGCUUCCCUUCAGAGUGAGACGCUUUAAACUGGCUGGAAUCCGUCCUUUGACGCUUCAAGUGUCCAUCUCCAAUGAGACGGCUAAGGUCGUUCCGUCUUCAGCGUGGGACAGCUCUGCCACAAAAUACCUGCACAACCUUCUACAAGUGUCCACACUGGUGGAAGCCGUUCUGUGUGAUACGAAUGCCGACUGCUCUUCUAUUGAACUCUAUCUGACUAUUAACAACACAAAGAUCUGUGUGAACCAUGAGCUGGUGGUGAAGAAGUUUGCAUGUUUCUGGAGUGAAACGUCCAGCAGCGAGGAAGGGGACGGAGACCGUGCACCUGUCCGUCUGGCGUGGGACAUCUACUCUAGUCCACAUCAGCUCUUAGAGAUGAAAGGCUGCUGCCCGGUCAAAGCUCCGCCGGCAGUAAUCUACGCCAGGAAAGAGAAGAAAGAAGGACCGCAGACAGAAAGGGGUCAACAUGAGCCACCGGUGAUGGAGGAAAUACAGCAGCCAUCUGUGAUAUAUAACACAGAUGAAUUCCCUGAGCUCACCCACAACGUCGGAUCACAAACUAUCGGUAGAGGCUGGCGUAUCCGAGCCGAGGCCACAGACAUCUACACAGAUGAGCCUACAGCAAGAUCACAAUUCAAGAAGUUUCUAGAGAGCAUUUCAGCUUCAAAACAGGUUCCUAAAAGCAGUCCUGAUGUAACAGACAGUGAGAACAGUUCUUCUUCAGCACCGGAUCCAGAUGACAGUGCAAGUGGGUCCUCUGAGCAGCAGGAUGAAGCAGUUCUCUCCCAAGAGCCCAGUCUGGAUGAUCAGCUCGCCUGCUCGAGACUUCUUCAGUUCCUGAACCCUGAACCACUAAAUCUACAUGAACAUCUUGAUAACAGGGUUGUGCGGUCUGAUCCGGGUCACGCCGGGGUUUUAGUGCACUCUGGUCUUCCUGUGAAUCCCUGCAGCAGUCUGACACGAGCCCCCAUCAGCGAACCCUUCAGAAAGUUCUUGCUUUGGAAGAAGUACAGCGGGCCGAACGUAGGCGAGAGUUACUGUUGGCCCUCUGUGGCGCGGGGUUAUGACACGGUUCUGGUGUCCCAAAGCGGUGACAGUCCGCUUUCAUACAUCCCUCCUCUGCUCAUGCACCUACAAACGGUAUCCGCCGUGUCCAACAUUGCCGCUCGCACUGGGCCGGUAGCUGUGAUCCUGUGUCCAGGCUGGGAGAAGGUUCAGACGGUCCUGGAUCUUCUAGAGGAAAGUAAAGCAACUCGCAACCUCCAUCCCACCAGUGUGCUUCUGGGCGUGGACCAGGACGAGACCAAAAAGAUCAAGAUCCAGAGGAACUGUCAGUUGCUAGUGACGACACCGUUCACCAUGAUCAGACUGCUGGACGCCCAGCGCUUCCUGUUCCUGAGACUCUGUCACCUCGUGCUGGACGAGGCGCAUGUUCUUUAUUCACAGGCUCCAGAACAGUUGGCAGUGGUCUUGAAGCACUUCCAGAAGGUUGUGUCUGCAGAGGAACGGGUCUCGUGCCCUAGACAGAUCAUCGCCGCGGGCAGCCGCUGGUGUCACGGGAUGGAGGGUCUGGUCAGGGACUACAUGAUCUACCCCUCUGUUGUCAUAAGUGUGAAGGAGGAGGCCGCGCUCUACGGCAAAGUACAUCAGACGGUUCACUUGUGUCUGGAUUGUGAGAAGAUCUCAGUGUUGCUCGGCUCUCUGGACCCGCACCCACCCAAACCUCAGAAGACCCUCAUCAUCACAAACACGAUAGAGGACACGGAGCAUGUGUACAAGGCAGUGGCCAACACUGCCAUGUUCACACUGAAAGCUCACGAAGACUUGACCGACAAGUUCGGCUUUGUGACUGACCAAUGGAGGAAAGACAUCGGCCCUGGAACACAAGUGGUUCUGGUGACCACCAACGACUGUCUCAAAGCUCUUGGUAUCAAGGACGCCACAUGUGUGGUGCAUUAUGGGUUUCCCAGCUCCCCCAAGCUCUUCGGCAGCCGCCUCUUCUGCAUGUCGGAGAACUUCAGAUACCUCUCCGAGGCGGAGCGAGGCGAGUGCUCUUCUCCAGCGGUGAAGUCUGUCCUGCUUCUGUCAGAGCAGAACGCCCGUCACGUGUGCGGCGUGUUAAGGUACCUGAGGAGAGCCGGAGCUCUUCUGCCCCCUGCACUCCUGCAGUUUGCUUUGGGUGUCCAGCACGCCAAGGAGGGACAGAAAGCUAAGAGACCCCUGUGCUGCUCUCUCAAGAGCUUCGGCUUCUGCAGAGACAACACAGCUUGUCCAGAUAGACACACGAUCAGCACCGCCCUGGACCGCCCACUGCACCCUGAUUCUGGAUCUGUUAUGGUUUUACCGCUGUACGUCAAGACGGCGAGCGUUUAUUAUGGCCGUAUUGUGAGGCAAAAGGAGAACGUUUUUGAGACUCUUGCGAAUCUGAUGAAGACACACUACAGCAACGCGAGACUCUGCGCUGUGGAGGUCGUGGCGGGGGAACUUUACGCUGUUCAAGAAGAGGAUCUUUAUCACAGGGUACGUGUGACUGAGAUCCUAGAUAAAGGAGAACGGUUGUUCGGCAGCGUCAUCGCCUUUUUCAUCGACGAGGGGCGCACACAGGAAGUGAAGUCACAUCAGCUUCUUCAGCUUCCGCCUCAGUUCCAGGAUUUGCUAGAGCAGGUGGUGGAGAUCAUUCUCUGCAGGGCUCAGCCCAUUGAUGGAGAGGUUGACUGGAACCCAAAGGUGACCAGAGCAAUCGGUCAGAAAAUCAGAGGGAAGAUGCAUCAGGCCAAGGUGGUGAUGUGUGUGGGCAAUACCGUGUGGGUUGAUCCAAUGGUUCACAUGACGCGUGUGCCGGGCCUGAAGACCUACAUUAAUGAGUAUAAUGUCCAUGCUGAGAUCUUGGCGUCUGGAUUCGGCGUCAAUAACCCACAACACUUGGAGCUGCUGAAGAGGGUUUUCCAUGUAGAAGAGAGCCCCAUCACACUGGAUCAACACCAGACUGACAGCCCCUCUGACCUGAACGGAUACUCAUCUUCAAACCAAUCCAGACCAACCAGUCCUGAAACGGAUAAUCAUCUAAAUAACGCUGAAGUCCUGAAUAUCAAGAACCUACAGACUGCUGACACACCAAAACACUUGAAUAAACCUGCCAUUGUCUCAUUCAAGCCAAGCAGUUUUCACCCACAGAUCAAAUGGUUUCAGAAAGGCCAGUUCAUCACUGUCAAUGUGAAACUCAUCAGUCCAGUGAUGCAGAAGUGUGAAUUUUCCUCCGACACGGUCAUCUACAGUGGGUACGUGAAUGAACGUCAUUACUUUGCGAAGCUUGAGCUGUUCAGUGACAUCAUGGCGGAGGAGUGCACAUGGGAAGUGAGGUGUAACGAGCCUGUGAUGAAGCUAAGGAAGAAGGAGAACACAGACUGGAGAACUCUUCUCAAACUCAAGAGUGCCUUUGUCAGCUACGAGUUUGACCACAUCGAUGACGCUGUAGUUCCUACAGUAAAUGGGCAUUUGUUCUUGGCGGAGGCGGGUGAGGAGGGAGAUUACGUUAGCUCCAGUGAGUGCUCCAGUGACAGUGAUUGAAAAGAACGAAGGCCAUAUACAAAAUGCAUUUGUAUUAGUUCUGGAAAAGGCGUUCUGUGUAACACUACACAAGAAGGUUUGAUUUGUUAACAUCAGAUAACUAUUCAUAAUGAAAUAACAAUAAACUUCAUUUCUUAAUCCUAGUUCAUAUUAAUUUCACCAUUAACUAAAAUGAAUCAAUGUUGUGGAGAUAUGUUGCUCACUGUUCAUGUUACUAAUGCAUUAACUUAUGUUAUUACAUGUGACUUUAUUGUGAAGUGUUAGCUGGUUCGGGUUAAAAUUGGUUAAUGCAUUAGGUAUCAUGAACUAAUAAUGGACAUUUUUACAGCUUUGAAGCGAUACUUCACCCAAAAAUGACAUUUCUGCCAUGAAAUACUCACCCUCUAGUCAAAGAUGCCUCAGAAUUGUCCGUUGCUAACAUUCUUCCAAGUAUCUUUAAUUGUGUUCAACCGAACAAAGAAAUGUAUACAGGUUUGGAACAACUACAUGCAAAUAAUUUAUGACAGAAUUUUCAUUAUUGGGUGAACUGACCCUUUAAUCUUGGUUAAUAGUGACUUAUAAAUGUUCAAAAUUAAUUCAAUGUUAAUCAUAUAUGGGGAAAUGAACAUUAACCUACAUUAAUUUGUGCUGUUAAAGUAUUGUUCAUAGCUAGUUAGUGUUUAAAAAUUGUUGAAUUGAAUGUGCAUUGGCUGUACACUGCCACUUGACUGACAAGUGACCAGUAAUAAUUCAUCUUUAUUUCUUUAAAAUAAUUAUUAUUAUUUUGUAUUGAUAAUUUUCGUUUUAGUUCAUGGUUACCAGUCUUGUGGGUGCUACAGGUUUAGUGUUACUAAGUUACUUUAAAUUCUUGAUAUUUUUCUGUUUUAAAAUGUUGUGUGACAGCUUCAUUAUAAGAUCUUGUUUUGUCACAUCGCACUACUUGCUGUGUGGUCAUGGUGUGAAAAGAAAUUGUUUAAGUCUGCUUAAGUUUGUAUUGAAUAAGAGUGACUAAACUUAAUUUAUUUCAUUUAUUCCAAAAACUGUUACACACUUGAAUAAAUGCAGUUUACCAUUUUCAAAGCAAUAAAAUGGCACGAAGCAUA
Molecule: messenger RNA, 5113 nt
Organism: Triplophysa dalaica
Lineage: Eukaryota; Metazoa; Chordata; Actinopteri; Cypriniformes; Nemacheilidae
Gene: tdrd12
Product: tudor domain containing 12
Exons: 34
Coding region: 111-4031 (1306 amino acids)
Biological process (GO): germ-line stem cell division; transposable element silencing
Molecular function (GO): nucleic acid binding; ATP binding; metal ion binding
Source: RefSeq, a predicted model, not a curated record